Stegodyphus dumicola is the source of this 6899-nucleotide messenger RNA. RefSeq lists its product as uncharacterized. The record is from RefSeq and is a predicted model, not a curated record. Gene Ontology annotation, cellular component: nucleus. Gene Ontology annotation, molecular function: protein binding; RNA polymerase II transcription regulatory region sequence-specific DNA binding; DNA-binding transcription factor activity, RNA polymerase II-specific. Lineage: Eukaryota; Metazoa; Arthropoda; Arachnida; Araneae; Eresidae. Gene Ontology annotation, biological process: regulation of transcription by RNA polymerase II.
CCACCCUCGUUUCCUUUUGUCCUUUUGGUACAGUCCUUUCAUGUUCAGCCGGUUCUUCAGCCUACUAUCACUUAGUGAUGUAGGGUUAUUAUCCCUUUCAUUUAUACUUGUUAAAUUUGGGGUUUAAUAGUGAUUAAGUUGUAAAAAUGUUAAAACAAAAUUAGACGAUCAUUGUUUCUAGUUGCUGACAAGGCAACGUCAGACAUCUUAAUAAUGGCGUCCUUGUUAGUGGGAAAAUUCAUGCAUUCCUCAUAUGGUGUCAAUACUUGGAUUUGGUUUAGAUGGCAUCCAACUCUCCUGAGCCAUCUUCAUCAUCAGAAACCACACACCAUGUUACUGAGGAAAUACUCUCUAGAGAAGUGCGGUCUUUUUGUGACGUGAAUUAUGUCAGUGAUGAUAAUGGUAUUGGAUUUCAAGGGGAAAAUUUUGUGAAUCAUUUUAAGUCUGAAGCUUUACCUCCUGGUGUCAGUUAUGGGCAAUUCACCAUCGAUCCCUGCAGUUCUUCGGGUACUUAUGCACAGGUUACUUUGCCAUCAUAUUCCUCCGUAAGUCGUGUUUCUACAACUAAUCAAAAUGAUUUUGAGACAGCUGAGCCUGAAGCUUCACAUGGUCAGGAAUCAUUUGUAUCUGAUAAUGAGAGCAAAAGGGCAGCACUGCAGAUACCUGUUUCUCAGAUGCUGCAUACACAUCAUCCAGCAGAUGCAGUUCCAUCUAAUGAUACAUCUGCUACAGUUUCAGGGAAUGUCAUGUCUCUGCAUGAAGAUUCUGUAGAUUCUCACCAUUCUCAAGUACAAGAAGCUGAAGAUGCACUGGAAAGGGUUUCUUUAAAUAUUGACCCUUUAAACUUACAACAAGUCUCCGUUGUCCAUCAUGGGCUUCCUAAUUUGGGAGGCCUUCCCAUCAUACUUGAUAGAAGCAGCAUUGCUGCAUUAAUUGCUUCAUCCCGAGGCGAUUCAUCCUUCACUCUCGAUGUUUCAAACCUUCCACGUACUUUAUUAUCUAGUCAAGGUAUUACUCAGCGAGCAGUUGUAACUGCUGAACAGCCUCAGUUUCUGUCUAAUGAUGCAUCUAUUCCAAGUAUGUCCCCUAAUAUGUUACCUCCAAUACUGUCGCAGAAAGAUAUCCUUUCAUCCAUGAUAGCCAGUUCCUCUACCUCAACAUCAUCUACUAGUUCUGUAGUAGGAAAUUCCUUCCCUAUAAGCCACAAACAAAUGCUUACUCAGAAAUAUGCUGCUGAAAUGCUUGGGCCAGCAACAUCUGCAACUCUAAUCGGUGAUCUUAGAGAUCAGCAGCUUAUUGAAAAUAUGAGUGAUAGGACUUCAUCUUCAUAUGUUGUUGCCUCAAGUGCAAGUUCAUUGAUUGAUUCCAGUGCUAUUGCUGUUUAUGAUGACCAGUCAUCAUCUCUAGCAUCAACUUCAGUAAGCCAGUGUUUGCCUUUGGAUGUGUAUGCAAUUGACAGAACUGUAGCCUUGGUGACUAGCUCAAGGGAUAGUCCUGAAAAUGUUAUGAAUGGAAACGUUGAAUUUGAAAAUGUUGUAAGCCAUGCAUCUUCACAUCACUCUGUUCAAAAUUUUGUCUCAUCUAGUGUGGAUCUUGUUCAUUCUCACCAGUUAGAUCAUGGAAUGCAUUGUGCAGUUGAUUCAACUGUAGGUUCUAAAUUACAUCAAAAUGAUGAGAACAUAGUAGACAGUUCUGAUGGAUAUAAUCAACAUAUAGAUACAUCUGAUAAUAUGUUGCAUACAACGACUGGAGAAUACAGUUGCCACAUAUCUGAUAUGAAUUCUUGUGAUGAAAGUACUACAAAUGAGGCUGUAACAUCAGUUCUAAGCAACAGCUCUGCUCUUGAAGCUAAUGAAGCGCUAAGUUCUACAAAUCACCAUUUUAAUGCACAUAGUCAGUUUUCUGGUGAUGUUCAUAAUUCAGUUGAUGAUCUGCAUGGCUGUGCGACUGUCAGUAGUGCUACACACCCUGACUCAACUCGAAGUCCUGUUGGAAUAUCUGAAAAUUCUCCUAGUUAUUCCCUUCAGUCUACUUCAAUCGCAGACUCUCCAGAAAUUGUGCAAUCAGAAUAUUCAAGACCCCGGAGAGAUCUAAGAAGUAAUAGACAUUGGUGUGAAGAUUGUGGUACAUUUUAUGAUAAAGAAUGCUCUCAACAUAGGAUACAAUUAAUUUUUGAUAAACCAGUUUUAAGCCGUGCAUGGGCAAGUUUGCCAGCAACAUACCUUUAUGUGAAUAAGAUUGGAAUCGAUGAUGAUGGAGAUCCAGUGUAUGGAGUUUUUGCCAAGAAAACAAUACCAAAAAGAACUCAGUUUGGACCAAUUGAGGGUGUUUUGGUUAAGCGAGAAGAUCCACCAAGUGAUAAUUUUAUUUUAUUGGUGGAACAUGAAGAUGGUGUUGCUUUAUAUUUAGAUACAUCUGAUGAAUCUAUGAGUAAUUGGAUGCGCUUUGUUCGGCCUGCUGAUACGCACAAAGAACAAAAUCUUGUUCUAGUCCAACAAGGCCAGUCUCUGUUUUUCAAUACAACACGUUCGAUUAACCCUAAAACAGAGCUGAGAGUCUGGUACUCUGCCACAUAUGCUGAAAAGUGGGGUCUACCAGUUUUAGAGCCAAAUGAAGAAGAAAAAAGAGCUUUGCAAGAACAGGAAAAUGCCUGGCCAUGUUUUGAAUGCAAUCAGAGGUUUUCAACUUCAGUGGAUCUGCAGAAGCAUUUGAAUCAGCACGAUGAAGAAAAUGUGAAUGCGGGUGGUCCGAAAACUAGGACUAGAACUCGAGCACGUUCAAAAUUAGCAAAGAAAUCUCAUGCAGCUCGUCUAAGGACGUCAUUGGGAAAUUCUGCUGAUUGCACUGAAGGUACUCUUAUGAGGAAAGCCAGAGGCAGACCUCCUAAGAAGUAUAAGGUCUCUUUGGGAUCACUGGAGGAGGCAACUACUCUGCCCACCUCUAAACGACCCAGAGGUCGACCACCAAAAAAGAUUAAGAUACCUUCUAAGCAAGAAGAGUAUAAAUGUGAUAUUUGCCACAAAAGCUUUCCUCGUAACUAUAGCUUGCAAAGGCAUUUAAUUAUGCAUACGGGAGAGAAAAAAUAUAAAUGUCCUAUCUGUGACAUUAAAUUUAGUCAUGUGUAUAAUCGGAAUAGGCAUGUGCGUCGUCAUAAACGAGAUGAUGACUUGCAGGCAGUAAAGCCGGUGAAAUCCUUAUUUAAAAAAAAACAAGGGGCUGAGUGGGUUUGUACUCACUGUGGUCUCACAUUUGAUAAUUCUAGUGUUCUUAAUCUUCAUACCUUGACUCAUGCUGCUGAAAAUGUGGCUUUCAAUGAGGAACAUGCAUUCUUAGAAGGUAAUCUUGGUACUGAGGAUGGAUUUGAAGGAAGUGAUGAAAGCAAACUAGGUAGUGAUGAGUUGCACAAAUGUCCCGAAUGCACACAGGAAUUCUCAAGCAGAAGAGAUUUAAUUGAACAUGCGAGUGUGCAUGGCAAGAUUGGCAAGCAGCGUUGCUAUAGAGGCAUCAUCAAUCCUAUGAAACCUUUUAAAUGCAACUUAUGUUAUAAAUCCUUUGCUUCAGAUGAGCGUUUAAUUAGGCAUUAUCUUGUUCAUGGAAGUGAAGAAUCAAAACCGUUGCAGUGUGACACUUGUUUCAAGCGGUUUUUGAAUAAUUCUGCUUUAGCUUGUCAUAUAAAAGUUCAUAGUGAAGAAAGAAAAUUUUAUGAAUGCCCAAUUUGUAAGGCAGAAUUUGAUCAAAUUGUGGCUUUGAAAGAACAUGUACAUGUUCACUGUGAAAAUGGGGUUUAUAAAUGUCCUAAUUGUCAUAAGGUUUUUGAAGAAUAUAAUCAGGUUCGCAAGCAUAUUAGAGCAUUUCAUUCGGAAAGAAGAUAUCCUUGUGAUAAGUGCGAAAAAAUUUUUCCUCGUCCAGAUAAAUUAAAGUUGCACAUGUUACGACAUUCUGACCAUAGAGAAUUUUUGUGUGCAAAUUGUGGAAAACAGUUUAAAAGGAAAGACAAACUUAAGGAACACAUGAAGCGUAUGCAUGCCCCAGAUAGAGAAGCCAAAGUUAAUGCCAAAAACUCCAAAUCAUCUGGUUCAAAAAAGUUUAUCCCAAAAGUAUCGCCUACUGAUUAUCAUCGUUUCAUUUAUAAGUGUCAUACUUGCUUAUUGGGAUUCAAAAGAAGGGGAAUGUUAGUAAACCAUCUUGCCAAAAGACAUCCCGAUAUUAGACCAGAAUCUGUUCCUGAACUGAAUCUUCCUAUUUUAAAAACGACCAGAGAUUAUUACUGCCAGUAUUGUGAAAAAGUUUACAAAUCUAGCUCUAAGAGAAAAGCUCAUAUAUUAAAAAAUCAUCCUGGUGCAGAACUUCCUAUGAGUAACCGAAGAAAGGGAGGAGUUCCAGAAAUCCCAGGUAUGCCAAAUCCCACUUUUUCACAAACUGUUGGAAGCAUUACUACUCAUCCCCACCACUGCAGCUGGUGCCACAAGCAGUAUGCUAGCAAAGCUAAGUUAUUACAGCAUCAACGAAAGAAACACAUGGAUAUGCUGUCUCUGAGCUAUGUUGCCAACAAUACUAAGGUGGAACCAGUGUGUGAUCAAGGUACACAGGUUACAGGACAGAUAGUGAUAGAAAGUAUAUCUUCUGGUCUCAGCCGUGAGACUGCAGCUGUUCUUAUUGAUGCCAGUAAACGGAAGAUUCAUUAUGUAGAUAAAGAUGCCUUAGUGGUUUCAACUCAUCCUGAUGGAUUACCUACUGCAGAUCUCCUAACACAAGCAAUGUCUGAGUUGACUCAUAAUUUUGCAGAAUAUCGGUCAUCUGGUGAAUUUCUGUCAACCCGCCUUUCUCAUUCUACUCCAGCUACAUUAGUCAAUCCCUCUCCCUCAACAACCCCUAUUCCUGCUCCAGCAUCUCCCAGCAUAGCUCCUCCUGAAUCCCCAACCCCAGUGCUUGACACUGCACCCCUGGAUCAAAUACAAUUAAAUCAACUUCUUGCUCAUUACCAGCAACAGCAACAAAUUAGCCAACAGCAGUUAGCUGUUGUGGUGACUUCCCGACCUUGGCCAAAUGCUGUUACAACUAGCCUGAGCAACUAUCCAGCCCGAUGAAAAGACUUGGAUAAAUGCUGAUGGAAUCUGAAAAAAAAAAAUUUAGUGCCAUUUUUAUGGCUGCAGCCUUGAUGGGCUUGCACAUUGCACAUUGUAGUGAGAGCACACUGCUGUUGAGGAGGAGCUAUUGUUGAAGCCAUUUUGGGAGUAGUAGAAAUAGGGGACAAGGCAUGAUGCCUGUCUUGUUUGAAUGCCCAUCUAGCAUAUAUUGCUGGGCUGUGUAAGUUGUGGGUUCAUGUUUAAAAGAGAUUUUAUGAAGGAACCAAAUAUCUAUAUACUUUUUGGUUCUUACUGACUUAUAUAGGCUAUGUGUUUUGUCUCUUCAAACCAAAGAUUUUAAAAAUUUCCAAUCCCAUCCCUUUUUUAACCUUUUAAAUGUUGUGAUAGCUAGAUAGAAAGUUUGGAAAAUAGAGUGGUUGUUGUUAUUGCUUUUUAAACCACUUUGUGCCAUUUCUUUUUCCUAUUGGUGGAUACUGCUUGUCCUUCUUUAAACUUAGUUUCUGGAAUGUGCUGUGCUCUUGAUGUUGAUUGACGUAAUUGAAUUUGUUUUACAGGGUUUGACACUUAUUAAAUAUUUUAAUUGAGUAGGAGAUAUUUGAAUGUUAAAGUCAGAAAUUUCUGACAAGUCACUUGUUACUUAGGUUCAUUGUAAAUCUCUGGCUGUAAUAGCACAAUUCAUUUCAUAUUGUAAAGCAUUCUCAUUGUUGAUAGCAUUUGAUCUGUAUAUUUGUAUAUGAAAAAUUCAAAGAUUUUAUGAAUAUUAGAAAAGUAAAAUCAUGCAAUUUAGUUUUGGAUGGAUUUUUAAUUUUUUAAGUAUGCUUUUUUUAUUUGUGUUCAUGUAAUUAGCUCAUGAUAUUAAAAUUAGUGUUAUUGGCUUUAUUUAUUUAAAUAUAAAUGGAAUUAAAAUUUGCUUAAUUUUAAUCAUUUAUAUUUUUUCCUGUUGCUAAUAACGUGCCAUUCUUUAAACAUUAGUUAUUUCAUUGGUAUUGGGAAAUUUUAAAUAGAUUAAAUCAUCAGGUUAUUUUGCUUUAAUCUAUAAUGUAAAGAGAUUUGUACAGAAUAUUAAACAUAAUAUAAAUUCUAUUUUUUAACGGCUGGGAUGCACCUAAGUCGAUGUGAAACUGUUCAAAUAUUUGGACAUUUUAUUUAUCGUAUAGCACAUUGUACAUUAAAUAGCCAGUGCUAUAUCUAUUUCAUUAGCUUGUUCAAAUUUUAAAUGAAACUUUAUUGCACUCUAAUCUCUCUAAUUUCACUUUUUGGACUAUAGUAUUGCAGAAAGCUUUUAGCAGUUUUACUGUCACUUAAAGAUAUCAAUUUUUGAAGCCCAAAAUUACUUUUUAUGUAUGAAGCUUAUGGCAGUAUUUGCCAUCAUUUAAGUAUUUCAUGGCAUCAAGCCCAAAUUACUUAAUUACAUCUAGUAUUACUUGCACCCUGCCAAAUAAUCAGUUUUUCCAUUAUAUACACAAGCAUCCAACUUUUAGAUGAGAUCCAGCUCUCUUACAUAGGUUGUUUUAUCUUAUAGCACAGAAAUUUUUGAAAUUUUAUUUCACCAUGUCCUUUAAAAUGGCAGCUAUGUGCAUUUCAUCCCUUUUUAAUAUCUGUGCCAUUACUGUAGUUAUGUAUAUUUUAAGUGUUUUCCUUCAGUUCAGUCUGCCCAAGGAAGGUUUUGUAAUAUUAAAUAUUUAUUUUUUCAAUUUAUAUGUUGGUAAGUUUUCAGAAAUUUGUUAUUGUAAAUUGGAUAGUGAGUUAUGUAUUUCUUAUCUGAUUUCAAGUAGCAUAUGUCGUACAUGUAAUAAACAUUUUUCUGUGUUA